Haliotis rufescens (red abalone) is the source of this 10710-nucleotide messenger RNA. Its product is annotated as trithorax group protein osa-like. Lineage: Eukaryota; Metazoa; Mollusca; Gastropoda; Lepetellida; Haliotidae. Gene Ontology annotation, molecular function: transcription coactivator activity; beta-catenin binding. The transcript has 10 exons. Gene Ontology annotation, cellular component: beta-catenin-TCF complex; RSF complex. The coding region runs from base 359 to 4948 and encodes 1529 amino acids. Gene Ontology annotation, biological process: positive regulation of transcription by RNA polymerase II; canonical Wnt signaling pathway. The record is from RefSeq and is a predicted model, not a curated record.
AGAGUUUGUGGUGAUCAUAUUCCGUGUGUGUCUUCUGAAAGUGUUGUACCGCGACAACCUGGAGCAUUUGUCACAGGAGGUUGUGAGCAUCUAGUUAAGGAAGUUGUGUUGUGAAUGAUCAGCUCCUGUUCCACGGAGCCUGUGUAGUUCUCAGAGCCUCAGUUUGAGAAAUCGAUGGUGGACACAGCUAUCAUGCGGUGCGUUGAUCAAUAAGACUCUUGUGUCUAUUGUCCCCAGACUAGCGAAGUCAGUGAAGCAGGGCUACUUAGUAGGUCAGAUAGACCCCAGGCUGUCACAAGGGUCAACCUCACUCUCUUCAGGACAGCUGGACAAUAAUUAAUGGAUUAUGUGACCAUGGAUGUUACUGCAGAACAAGGAUUUAGAAGAGGUGGUGGUUGAGAAGGCGAGUGUUGUGUACGAUGAUGUGUUGACCAGACUUCUGAGGUACUCGCUCGAUGACAACAACAUAUUGAUUUCCAAUUUUGAAAGUUCCCUGUCCAAGUUGAUCUCUGAGAAAGAUGAAAAAGAUGAAAAUCACAACCUGCUGAAAUCAGGAAGUCUUUCUGACAGCUCUCCAGAAGAAAAGCUUCGAGUGGUCAAGUGGGUGGUGGACGAGGCCUUUAGGAGGAAGGGGGAGGAUUUAGAGGACUUUCUGAAUGAUCACUACACUCCAGAUCAGCUGAGGCCAGUUGAAGUGGGGCAGGAUGCACUCAACAACAACUACUGGUACUUCGAUGAUCUGCGACUGUACAAAGAGACAAGCGGCAAGAAGGGCACACGCAAGGACUGGGAGACGGUUUGUGUGACUCUCGCAGACUGGAAGCUCUUCCUCAGGCAUUUCCGCAAAACCACCAACCCUCAGGAAAUACUACUAUAUCACUACCUGAAGGAGGAGUUAUUCCCCCUUGUGGAAGUUUCUCUUGAGAACCGAAUCUUAAACGAAUCUAGUUGUGAAAAUUUGGAGUUGGAUCCAGAUUUCUUGAUGAAACGUGAGCGGGAAGAAGUGAACGCAAUGUUGAAAGACUCUGACAGCAUGAACCAUGACGUGAAUGGCUCUGCAAUCAAGAGUGAGAACGGAAUGGACAUUAAGGAAGAGAACGCAGAAGAUUCAGCUCAGAAAAAUCUGGAAAACUGCGGUUCGGCUCCCAAUUCGAACAAAAUGGCUAACGGAGACAUGGGAAAAGAUUCACAAAUAAAGCAUGAAGACAGCCCAACAAACAAAACACAGCCGGUGAGCACGGGUCCGAAUAAGAAAGGUAAGAAAGCCAAGAUAGAGAAAGGGAAUACGCCAACUAAUGAUGGGCCUCACAAGUCUCCCGGGUCCCAGCUUCCGCCACCGAUGCCUCCUGGUGGGCAGACGAAGGCGCAGCAGAUCCAGAUGUCGAUGGAGCCGCCGUUCAUGCAGCAGCAGAGCCAGAUCUUCGUUUUCUCCACCAAUAUGGCCAACAAGGCAGCUGAGUCUGUGGUCCAGGGGCAGUACAAGAGCAUGCUAGACUUCCACCUGGACCAGGCCAACACAAAGAAGUUCCUUCAGAAGCACCCCUUGAAGCCAAGUCAGUUUGGCCGAGGCUCUGUGAUGCCCAUGGGCAACAUGCGGAACCCCAACCCCAACAUGAUGAAGGCACAGGGCAUGGGAGGAUUCGGCCCCAAUCCUGCCUCCAGCAUUGAACAGUGGGUGCAGCAGCAAAACGCAAACCUCAAGGAACAGGGCAUGGGGAUGCCAAUGAACAGUGUGAACGGGCCGCCUUUCCCAACAAAUAACCCACGAAUGAUGGGCUGGCAACCCAGCCAAGGAGGGAUGGGCCCCAACUAUCCCAUGUUCUCCGAAUUCGAUGAAUUCAAUGCAGUUAACCACAUGAACCUUUUGCAAAACAAAGUGCCAGACGAAAGCUUAACGCCACAACAGCUGCAACGACGAGAAGAACAUUUGGCAAGUUUGCGUAAAAUUCAGCAGAUGUUGUUCCCUGAUCAGCCUCGAGGUCCCGGGGGGCCUCAGCAGCAUCAGCAGUUCCCGCCCGGUCCGGGGCCAGGACCGGGGCCGGGGAUGAUGCAGGAAGGGAUGGGGAUGCAGGGUGGCAUGUUCCAGCAGAGCAUGAUGUCGCCGCACGGGAUGAUGUCGUCACAUCAGGGCAUGAUGUCCCCCAACCAGGGAAUGAUGGGCUCUCAGCAUGGAAUGAUGACGUCUCAACAACAGUUCAUGAUGUCGCAAGGAAUGUCUCAGUUCGGGCCAGGUGGGCCCCCACCUCAGAACAAUUUAAGCCCUGCUCAAAGAGAGUGGCUGCGAUUGCAGCAAGAAUUUUAUAAUGAAAAGCGUCGUAUAACAAUGAAUCCAAACAUUGAUCAUAAUGGCCCACCCCCACCAUAUUACAGUUCGAUUGCUCAUAAACGACCAGGAGCUAUGGGGAUGAGUGCAUCUACCUCGCCUAAUAUGAAUGGACCUCAAAUGCAUGGUAUGGGCACUGAACAGGAGAUGGGUAUGUUUCCGAGGCCACGGAGGCCAUCACAUCCACAGAUGGAUCCCGGCCCAAUGAUGGGGGGCCCCGGAUUCAGCCCACCAAUGCCCCCUCAAGGGGCAGGUUUUGACUCUGGCAUGAUGCCUGGUAGAGGUGGGCCAGGUAUGAUUCCACCAUCAGUGUCUCAGAUGAAAAAUUCUCAGAUUUCAUUACAUCGAGCGGGCAAUCCUGAACAAUUUCAGCCGGAAUUGGCACCGUCUGGUCCACCAGGGCCUCAGAAAAAUAACAAACCUCCGCCCAGUUAUGCCCAAGCUCAAAAACGAAAAAGAGACGAUCAUCUCGAGGAUCUAUAUAAAAACUUACAACCCACACCUUCACCUCAGCAAAUAAAUUAUCUGAAUCAGUUUGAAGGGCAGGAAUUGACUAUUACAAAACAGUUGAACUCUGCAUAUCGUGAUUCAGGCAUACCCAAUGAAUCGCAGCCCCCACACUUACCAAAUCACUUCCAACAAAAUCAAGUGCAUUCGCCUAUGCAUGGACCAGGCUCAAACAAAGGACCCAUGUCAAACUCUAGCCAGAACUCUAGUGCUGGGCCAUUAUCAAGCCCAGGGCCUAUAUCAGGUCCGUCCCCCCUGUCUGGCCCCUCUCCCAUGUCUGGUGCUAACAUGAGAUUAUCACAUUAUGAUCCGCCAUCCAACAACAGCAUAUCUAGUGCUCCAACCACUCCUACAGCUAAAUCGUCCAUGUCGAAUAUCACAUCAGCAAGUCUUGCCAAUUUGGCAAAAGGCGUGGAACAUUUGUCAAACCAAAUGCAACAAAAUAUGAUGCAAGGUGGUCCGUUUCACAGUAUUCAGGUACAAGGACAAAUGAACAAUGGCAAUGGUGGUAAUGCCUCUCAGGGGGGACCUCCUCAGCAGCAGCAGCAGCAACAACAACAACAGCAGCAACAACAACAGCAACUACCCCUUCCUCCACAUGGUCCUCCUCAUCAACAACAUCCGCAACAUCCUCAACAUCCUCAACAACAUCCGCAUCAACAUCCACCACAUCUGCAUCCUCAAGGACAACCUCAACCUCCCCAUCCCAUUCAACAGCACCAGCAGCAUUCAACUAACACUUCCAGUAUUGCGCAAACAACAACUACUCCAAGUGUGAACAAUACAUAUGUCAAUGCAACCAUGUCCAUUCAGCAAUUGAACAUUCAGAGUGUGAACGCGCCCAACAAUCCUGGUGUGGGCAAUUAUAACCCUUCCAUGCAGGUUCAGCAGAUGAACAGUGAAACGUCUCAGAUGAACGUUCCCGGGGGACCGCAGGGUCCCGGAGGGCCCAUGCAACCUCACUGUUCCCCUAUGUCCUCAGGGCCGUCCAUGUCACAGUCACAGAUGAUGACGACUAGCCAGUGUCCUCCAUCAAUGGGGGUUAAGGCACCUCAUUUCUCAAGUCCCAAUCAUCCCUCCGCGGGUGGAGGUCCCAGCAAUCCAAUGAUGGGUCCUGGGGGCCCAGGGAGAAUGAGCCCAUCGAAUUUCCCCGCCAGCUCCGUGGGCAAUGCAAAUGUCCAGAUCCAACCCAAAGCACCCAAUACUAUCCAAUAUCUACCAGCAAAUCCACCAGCUUCACAACCCAACAUGGGUGGUCAGAAGAGACCUGAUUUGGAAUUUAUGCAAAACUUCUCACCACCACUCACAAACAUAGAAGCGAAAGCUCCAACAUCGACUUUGCAAUACUUUCCAAACAAUUCUCCAACACACAGUGGCCGACCAGGAAUUCCUUCCCCUUUCUCACACCAACAGCACAUGGCCAUGCAGCAAUCAAUGAUGAUGCGAGAACCAAAUCACGAGUUCCCUGGCAUGCCUGGGUCUCGACCAGGACCUGGCAUGCACCAUCCAUCAGCAGGGAUGUCAGGCAUGGACGGGCCCCAAGGUCCAAUGGGGCCGAUGGGCCCAAUGGGUCCCGGUGGGAACAUGCCGCCAGAGGCCAUGAUGAGCAUGGGGGGACCGGGAAUGGGUCCCGGAGGGCCGGGGCCGAUGCCUGGAAUGAACCCCGGACCUCAGGGUCCCAUGGGACCUAUGUCGCCUAUGGAUCCACGCAGUCACAUGGGCAAUGGUCCGAAUCCUGCCUACAUGCCCAACGGACAAUCGAUGAUGAGCCAGAGUAUGAUGCAAAGUCAUAUGCAGAUGCAGGGGCCCGGACCCGGACCCGGACCUGGUGGAAUGCCUAACAUGCCUAUGCAGGGUCCGGGGCCUGGCAUGCCGCGACAGUCCAAUCAACCCAUGGGAAUGCCAGGUCAGGGGAAUCCAUCCAUGCCAGGUGGUCCCGGAUGCCCCGGGGGACCAGGAGGUCCUGGCGGGCCGGGCUAUAACGCACAAUAUCAGCAGUUUCAGCAACAGUUAUAUUCUCAGAGCAGACAGCGACAGAUGUCUCCAAUGGGAGCGAUGAUGGGGAGUCCUGGACAACCGUAUAUGGGCAUGAUGCCAAAUAUGCAUGGGCCUACAUGAUAAGUGAGUGUUGUGAGAAUGUGUGGGUCAACGUGUGGCAGGGCUGGGCUGGAUACCUCACCAGUGCUAUACAUGUAGAUCAAUGGAGGUGUUUGGAGGUGUCGUUAUCCAUGUGAUCUCAUGAGUGUCCCAUUAUAGCCUGUCUACUUAGCAGUGAAGCCAAGCUUAUGUUUGUGUGUGUUCACCUUAAAACUCAAAAGAUACAGUGAUUGUGUGUGAUGGACUAAGUUUUGCUCAACUAUUGUGCGACUUCAAACGUCUUGCUUCUCGAGACAAGUAUUACACAUAUUUGCCAAUAUGUGCUGGAUUUUACCAGGACCUGUGUGGGAUACCUACGGAGGAAGAUAGUGGGGAAGAGUUAUCUCUCCUUGUUUUGUUUGACCGACUCCCAAGCGUGUGAUAUUCCUACACCAAUGAAAUCUUUGACAGUGCAAUGAUGAUGCCCUUCAUAGUUUGUAGGAGUAUGUAACCUGGCCAUAUUUUGCUGAAUCGCCCCAUAAUGGAACAAUUAUGAGCUUGAGAUAAUAUUUUUGUAAAACAUAGUGAAAUUUGUUGUUGACAGCAAUUUGACAAGAUGGCUGUGACUUGUGUUUUUGCGUUCUACCAUGCAUAUCUGCUUAAUGUUUGACAUACCUCAAUGCCAAUGUCCGCCAUUUUGUUUUCUGUCUGUAUGCUAACAUGCUGAAUGUGGAUUCAGAAUAAUAACGAACUCUAGCCUAUCUCAGGGCCAACAUAAACCAUUCGCUUUAAUGGAUUUGUAUCAAAGAAUUAGGAUUUAGAUUGUACCAAAUCUUGCUGGAUCUCAAAGUGCAAUGUGAUUAUUUUUGCAUUAUUAUUUUUUCCAGGAGGUAUUGGAAUUGCAUAAUCGUAUGUUUAUUGGAACUAACACUAUUAACAUAUCAUGGAUGGAAAGUAAUGUACAAACAGUUCAAUAAUAUCAGAGUAAUUUAGAUGUUUAGUUUUGUCAAACAUGUAUUGUAUGUCAUGACAUCAACAAAUCAAAUCUUAUCAAGAAUAAACAGCUGGGGUUUAUUUCUAGGAAUACUCUUGUCAAAGAAAACAUGUUGAAAUGUGAAGUACUCCUUAUUUAAUUUGCAUUUUAAUGAGCAUGAAAUUCUUUAAAAGAAGUACUGGUUUUGAAAUAUUUUUAAGCAAGAAUUAAACUGCUUAGCUUUGUGUGUGCUGAUAUUAAGUAAGACCUGAAAAACUUUUUGAUUAUUUAUUUUUCAAGUAUGUUUUGUUUCUGUUGGGGGUUGGUAGGUCUAAAACAAAUCAGCUGGAGUGGUAGGAUGUGCCUUCCAUUUCUUUCAUUUGCAAUAUUCUGGUAAAUGGGUAAUAAAUUUAAUAUCUUUUUUCUUUGGCAUUUGAAACUGCAUCCUAGACAUGUUUCAGCCAGUGACUUUGUGUUCUUACUGCAUGCAGGUGUUAUUGACAGGAGGGUCACUAGAUUCAGCUUGGAUGGUGAUAGACAAGGACUUGUGUGUAUCUUGCAAUAUCAGAACUAUCCUGUUUUUCGUUUUCGAUGUUGGAUCAUUUAUGUACUUGCUAUUGACUCAUUCACUUGAACCACCUCUCAAAAUGAUUUGUCUCAAACCUGCUUAUCUCAAAGCCAGAUUGUCUCGAACUCACUUAUCUCAAAACCAGUGUACCGGUAUUCCAAAUCUUUUGUGUCCCUGUUAAACCAACGGCAUCACUUGUUUUUUCGUUGGUUUAUCUGCAAAUGUUGAGUGUCUCAUAUUGUCCUCUGGUCCUGUCCUUUAUGAGAUACAGCCACCCACCACUCUCCAUGCAAUCUCAUGUAUCAGAUAUUUCACCAUUUUCAUGGUUAGGCCACACUUUUUUAAUUUUGUGUUUCACGGAUUUAUUCAAGCUUUUCCACACAAGGCCGGUCAAAAUAAAAAUAACAUAAAUAUGGAUGUCUAUCAUUUAAUUAUUUAUUUGUCAUUCUGCCGUUGAAUUAAAACUGCAGUCUUUUUUAAUCACUGACAGUGGGCAUGGAAUUUAUGUAUAACAAUUUUUAUUGUAUGAGGGGGUCUUUAUUACUAGGAGACAUAAUGAAAAUAAAUAUUUUUGUGAAUAAUUUAUCUCUUGACCGGCUACUUCUUGGAAGGGGCAGAGGGCCCAUGAAAUGGAAAAAUAAAAAAAUGUGUGGCCUUGGAAAAAAUAGGGAAAUAUUCACAAGUUUACAAUGAAGAUAAUUAUUUUAGUAUUUUCCCAGAUCAUAUUUGAAUGCCGGUGAAGAUAUAUUUUCAAAGAUGUAAAUUGGUCGAUUUGGUUUUCAUCUUUUACAAAUGGUCUCUUCUUUCAUAGCAGAACAAGCAUUUUAGAUUGAGAAUAUUAGCUUACCAUACCUUGAGAAAUGUUACAAUUCCAGAUACGAAGUGUAACACUUGGAUACAAUUCUGUGUUUUGAAUGGGAUCAUGGCCCUAACAAUCCUCUUUUAGGACUCGUAUGAUAAACUUGAUGGGUUAAUUUUUAAAUUAAUUUCUUGUUUUUUAGACCAGCCAUCUCUGCACAGGCUUUGGGAAACACAAAUUUCAAACAUACACCUUAUGUCACUUUUCAAAACCAUUGGCUGUGUUCAGAGGAGGUAAUCAAUAUAAGCACUUCCGGUAGAACAUCUUUCAAUACUGAGUGUCAACCAAAUUCUCCAUAGUUAUACAUACCAACAUGUGUUCACGAUAUUUUAGUCGUUUUACCACAUAAUUACAGACUACUAUAAACGUUGCACUUCCAAUUGCAACAUCGCUAUACAAGUGCAAUAAUCUUAAAUGCGACAUUAAACCCAAUUUUGCCUCACCAACACUAACCUGUAGAAGUUUUAAAGAUUUUUCCUUCAUAUCAGCUGUUUUCUAAAAAAAUUGAACAUUUUCUGGGUUGGGUGCUUGUCCUGAUCCACAAAUGUUUUAGAGUGCUGGGACAGUGAAGUCUAGUUGUGAUGGUCAUAUCAUUACAAAUUUAACUUGUCGAUACGGGACAAGCCCUGUUAAACAAAGUCAUCUUGGGGCUAUGAUUAUCAAUAUUGAUAUGCUUCAUCACGGACUUAUGAUAGUGGUAGCACCAAGAUCACUAUCUUCACCAGGCCCUUGUCUUCAAGUAUUCUGAUUUGCGCGACACUGUUGACGCUAACUGGUGAAUACAGACAUUGCUUGUGUUAUGACAAUCGUUGUCUCAAUAUUGACUUUGUGUCGGGGCAGAUUUUGAAGUUGGUAUUAGUCGUUAUAAAUGAAGUAAUUACAAGAGGUGUACCUGAACUAUUCUGCUCAAAAGAUGUUAAGGAACACCUGAUUCCUUCAUUUUACUAUAGUUAGUCUGUCAUGGCAGAUUAACUGCAGUAAUAUGAAAGAAUCGGGGCUGUUUAACUUUUUUCAAGUAGUAUAUAUAGGGAAGGGUUAUCAUGAUAGCAGCUAAAGCAUCAUAAGGUUAAUUUCGUGGCUACCAAUAUUUCCGCUUAAGUGGCUAGAUUAUAUAGGUAAUUUAACUAAUAUUGAAAUAGAGAGAAAAAUGGGGGGGUAAGAAGAAUGUGAUGUGUCAGCACUUUCCGUCUUGGAGACAUACAGUACUUGCAUCUAGUUGACUUUAAUUCUAGCAGUAGUGUUGUGGUCAACCUUCCUACGUCACUAAGCAGCUGUUCAAUCCCAGCAUAACAGAAAGCAGUUACAGUCUCUCGUAUAUGUGACAAUGUUUGACAAAUCCAUUUGUGCCCUGUUACGCCUGGUGAGACCUUGAAAGGAGAGAUCAUGUUUUGUAUUAUAAUGGUAUAAUAUUUGGUGCAAUAUAAAUCAAAUUGACUUCAACCAAUAGGUUAAUGUUUAAUAGUUGUUUGGUCAUUGGGGUAAUCAACUCUCGUGCUUUUUAUAUGUACCACUCAAAAGAAGUUAAGGACCCCAUUAUUCUUUUAUAUUACUGUAGUUGGUUUGUCAUGAUAUGACAGAUUACCUAUAGUAAUAUGAAAGAAUAAUGUGGCCCUUAACUUCUUUUGAGUAGUAUAUGAAUACUCUACCACAUUGAAAAGGGAUUUCAUUAAGUUUAUUGAUGAAGUACAAGCGUUUAUUAAGUACUAAAACAUAUGUGUAUAAUUUCUAAAAUAUGAGUUUUAAGAAUCAUCUUCUUUUUUUUCAUCAAGUUCAGCAGAUUGGAGUUAGUUUUACUUACAGAAUAUGUCAUCAAGAUCUCCUACUCACGAUAUGGAGAAUUAUGGAUAACAACUUCUAUAUUAUACAAACACAGUGUUUCAGGGCUAUUUCUUCCCCCUUCAUCGUUAUGUAUGUAUAAUAAAGUAGUUGUUAUCUUGUAUAAUAAAAAGUUUACCCAUAAUACUUCAUGUCGUGACUGCUUCCAACUUGUUUUUGUUUUAAACAUUAUCUUGACAUAAAUGGUCAUUUGGAUUGGGCAAAAGUUAUCCAUUUUCGGUGUCCCUCUCCAACUUCUACAUGCCUGUGAAGACUCAAUCACUUUUACUGUUCUAACAACUAAAUACACCCAUUAAUUACGGUAGAGUCUAGCAACACAAGUUUACUCUUCUUCCCAAUGGCAUCUCAUAGUAACAUGACAUGUGAUAUUGUCUUGAGUUAUCUGUCAUGAAGUGCCAAGUUGUUCCACUUAGACCUAGUGUGCUAUGGACAUUUGCAUGACCUUGUUAGAAAUCUGGCCCUUGGUAAAAUACUCAUUCAGACUUAUCUUGACAAAUUGGUAUUUUGUCUGUUGAAGUGAAACCAAAUAUCACCCAAAGGACAACGAAAAGAUUGUUUUGAUUAAUGUGUGUUCACAUCAUGUUUUUAUUUGGGAUUAUGUUUUGAGGAACUACCUUCUUUCUUUUUUUGUAAUCUGAUGGUUCUCUACCAAUGGCCAAGUAGCUAUUUAUGCAUGCUGGAUUCAGUGUUGACCUUGAACUAUAUACUGCUGCUUACAAUGGGUAAAACUACUUUUCUUUGGUGAUCUUUCAUGAGAAACAUGGUUCAAACAUUUUGGAUAAAUUUACUUUAUCUUCUAAAUCAUAUUUCAUAGAAACUAUUUUAGAAAUAUUUAUAAUUUAAUUUGUAAUAUUUAAGAAUUAUUCAUUGUCAUUAGAAAUAUUUUGAUGAAAAUCUCCUUUUAACUUCAUCCUGCUCAAAUCUGGAUAGAUGUAGAGUUAUCCAAUCUGUUGAAUGGCCCGUUUCUGCUCGUCAUAAUGGAAUAUUGUUAAAUAACCAAAUAUUACUCUUGUACAAAUGACCUUGUGGUCUUCAUCAUACCUGAGCUAGGAGUCAGUGUUGACUAAUGGUCCCCAUCUGUUGUGUUCAAAGGGGCGAAAUUGUUAAUCAUGUACUACGUAUAAAAUAUAUAUAUAUACAUAUUACAUCCAUAUAUUAUAUGUACAUAGAGUUGUGUACAGUUGUAAAAACAAGCUUAGAUAGUUGAUGACAGAAUCUCUUGAGAAUGUUGCCGGAGAUUACUUGUAGCUGUGCUAAAUAGUUACCAACCAUAGAUCCCUAUGUUGUUCCCACAUUGAAAAUGGCUGAUGAUGGUAGUCAGUGUCUGCUCUGUUCUUGUUUUAACAGCUGGUUCUAACGAUUCUAUUUUUGAUAAAUUUUCUAUAUUGUCGACCGCUGUCUCCCAUGCAGGGAGAUGAUGAUGAUGAUGUUAUGAUGAUGCCUGUACAGAACUUUUAUAAAAUGAAUGCCUUACUAAUCGGGUGUUUUCGUAUGUCAACUGGCGGAUAGUCAGGGGACUGACGUCUGCAGAACGUAGAAAUUCUGACUAGUAAAAUUGUUUAAAAUUG